Molecule: messenger RNA, 309 nt
Organism: Gloeophyllum trabeum ATCC 11539
Lineage: Eukaryota; Fungi; Basidiomycota; Agaricomycetes; Gloeophyllales; Gloeophyllaceae
Exons: 2
Coding region: 1-309 (102 amino acids)
Source: RefSeq, a predicted model, not a curated record
AUGUCGCACGCUACCACGAAAGUCGCCUCCGCCACUUCUCGCGUCAACCCGACGCCUAACGACCCCUCGGAGACCAACCUCGACUUGAGGGGAUCAACCAACCCUGCCGCUGUCGACACCUCCGUCCCCGCUCAGCGUACCCACCAGGAGCGCGAAGCUCUUCACAAUUCCGACAAGCUACCCGCUCAUGUAGGCAGGACUCAAAUUGAACCUCUAGACCAAGAUUUUGGGCAGAGGUCGGAGAAGCAGGACGAGGACAAGAGGAAGCUGCAAGCACAGGGCCAGGGUUUUGCGGAGACCGGGAACUGA